GUCAGGAAAGGAUAUUUCAACAGCCUAUACUGCAGGAAAACCUCAUUCAUUUCAGCAAUUGGAAGGGAGAAGUACCCAGGUCAAGUCUCUCAUCUCAUCAUUCCUACUUGGGAAGUCCCUCAGGAAGAUCCCUGCUCUGUAACACAGAAGUACUAGAAUUUAGGCUGUUGAAUGAAAGGGCUGGCUGCCGAGAGCAACCCACACACCUGGAGCGGUUCCAGGUAGUAGUGACCUCAUCCACCGAGAGUUUAGGACCCAGCCCAAAAAAAGCCACUAGGAAGUGGAGACCUGUGACUGUAUUCAGCAGUCUGAGAAGUGAGAACAUCUAGCAGGGAGAGGUUUCCCGAGGCAGAGUGGAGAGGUAAGCUGCUCCCAGGUUGUGGCUUUUUCCCCCAGAUUCCUUUUUCCUUCCAAAAGAAGAGCUCAGUUUUAGAGUCCACUGAGAAGAUCUAACCAGGCAUCCAGAAGAUCUUAACAGUCAAAGGAACUCUACAAAUGGCUCUACAGACGUUUAUUACAGUAGUAUGGUGAAGAAUGGCGCUGGAAUGUUCACUUUACAAGCAGGAAACGGUCAUGGAGAAAGUUACUUUGGCAAGAUCUGAACUCAGGGCACCCACAUCAAAGACUUGGCUAACUUUCGCAGACUUCCGAUACUGAAUUUGGAAUCGUUACGUGGGGACUCGGAUGCCCACUCCACAUUCAGGGCAGAGAGACAAAAGAUUUUGUUUUGUUUGGCCACUCUCCAGCAGACUUGGUUCUGUGUCCUGACUCCCAGAUGUAAUGGCUGAAGAAAUAGACCUCGGCAACGUCCCUUCCGAGGGAGGAGACUUCUCUGUGAAGAUCAACUUGGGGAUGGCAGAUUCCUGCAUCAGCGACGAGUGCUGCUGUUUGCGCACGCGCACCGUACGCAGGCUGGCUAUCUGUGGCCUCGUCUGUUAUUGCUGUCCCUGCGUUGGAGCCCUAGCCCUGGUCUACGCAGUCAAGGCUAGGGAGAAAGAAAAAGCGAAUUCCCACAAGGCAGCAAAGUACUGGGCUAAGAAGUCCUGCUGUGUGUGUAUGCUAAGUGUUGGUGCUUGCCUCUCUCUCACGGUCCUGGUGUUCCUGCUCAUCAUCCUCAUCUCCUACAUCUUCUCUCAAGCCAAAUGAUGCUCUUCGUGAACACGGGCCCAAAUAAUGUCUUCUGCACGGCUGUCCCAGCUGGAUUUAUCCUUAGCUGGCAUCAAGAAACUCAUUGCUUGUCUCCUGCCAAGAAGAAGAAGAGGAAGAGUUUGGAUUUAUAUCCCCCCUUUCU
Messenger RNA from Sphaerodactylus townsendi, 1291 nucleotides. RefSeq names its product transmembrane protein 265 (gene TMEM265). Gene Ontology annotation, cellular component: membrane. The record is from RefSeq and is a predicted model, not a curated record. Lineage: Eukaryota; Metazoa; Chordata; Lepidosauria; Squamata; Sphaerodactylidae.